UUUAAUAUUUAUUCGACAUUUUAAUAACCAUAUUUUUAAAAUCAUAGAGCGACAACAACUACCAAUGGAGAGAUUCAAAAAGGCUCUUAUAUUGACCAAAUGUUGCUUUUGCAUGGAUCUUAAAAAUGGAUCUUUGAUCAUUUUGUAUUAUAACUUGUUUUCUAAUUCGUGCAACAUCGUACUAUAUUUAAUGACCUUGUUAGCGCCUGGUCAAGGAAUGAUUGCAAAGCAGGAGGAAAAUGACGAUUCAUUCAGUGAUGCAGUUAUCAUAAUUGUGAUUAUAAUAAGUAUUGUGAACGUAGUGGUUUCCAUUUACGGCAUACUUGGAAUAAAUAGGAACAUACCACGCUACGUGAAAAUAUACCUCGUCUAUACUCUGAUCUACAUAGCGGUGAUUAUCUUCUUGGUCAUGCUAAGUGUUCUCACGGGACAUGUUGACCCCGCAUUUAUUUUCUGGGAUAUAAUAAGUAUACUACUAUACAUUUAUUUCUAUUUGGUAGUGAGAAGUUACUACUUGUUAAUGGGAGCCCCUUCCUCUCCUGCAUCAAAAUAGAAAGUCGACCACUGCGUAAC
Messenger RNA from Spodoptera litura, 573 nucleotides. RefSeq lists its product as uncharacterized. The record is from RefSeq and is a predicted model, not a curated record. NCBI's taxonomy places the organism in Eukaryota, Metazoa, Arthropoda, Insecta, Lepidoptera, Noctuidae.